Alternaria arbusti is the source of this 780-nucleotide messenger RNA. RefSeq lists its product as uncharacterized. The record is from RefSeq and is a predicted model, not a curated record. NCBI's taxonomy places the organism in Eukaryota, Fungi, Ascomycota, Dothideomycetes, Pleosporales, Pleosporaceae. The transcript is spliced from 2 exons. The coding region runs from base 1 to 780 and encodes 259 amino acids.
AUGUUUCCGAGCCUGCGAAAGAAGUUCUCCAGUGACCGCUCCAGGUCCGCAGCAGAUGGAUCCUUCGAGGACGAUGCAGACGUGCAAAUGUAUGAUAACGGACACUGGCAAGAUGUUGAAGUCAGUCGUCACCCGGGACGCGAUGACUUCCGCGACGAGACACCGUACAUGUCGGGAGCGCUGCCCGUAGAACAGCCCCAUCAAGCCUCUGACGUUCGAGGAUCGCAGCUACUUGCUAGCGUAGGCCUCAAAGACAACCGGCCAAACUUCACAUUCCGAGCAUCGUCUCCAGUCAAGAUGGACAAGCAAAGCAGUGGCCAUUGUCCGGUUCAUUUGCCUACUGAGCCUUCAUACAUUCGUCUUAUGGAUGGUUUGUCGCGCGACAAUGGGAUGGAGCUCGGUCUGAAAGAUCCUCGCGAGCAGACAAGCACGGACUAUCGUAACGAUGGCAGGAAUAGGCAAGUACUACCUGCUUAUCGACAUGAGCACAACGCCGAACGAGUUGAUGACCGGAGGCCUUUGGAUCUUGGACAUCCGUUCAUGCACCAGUCGCCACACAGAUCUCCGGCCUCUGUCGAUGCGCGUCAAUAUCCUUCUAGCGACCACCAGACUAACGAAUACACAAACAGAGCUCACGGCAUGCCGGAUCUUGGCCCCACUACGCCAGCACCGAGGCGCCAACAAAAUCCCGGCCAUCAGAUCGAGAGUGUAUUCCGAUCAUUCCGGCGAUUAUCAGUCACGAAGGUCAAGGACGAACCAACCUCGGGCCGGCUGGGUUGA